Molecule: messenger RNA, 1967 nt
Organism: Sesamum indicum (sesame)
Lineage: Eukaryota; Viridiplantae; Streptophyta; Magnoliopsida; Lamiales; Pedaliaceae
Product: polyphenol oxidase I, chloroplastic
Biological process (GO): pigment biosynthetic process
Molecular function (GO): catechol oxidase activity
Source: RefSeq, a predicted model, not a curated record
GCUACCCUGGAGCAGUUCUAGCAGGCAGCCAUGGCUUCUCUUCACCUUCCAUGCGCCACUACCCCGUCCUCCCAAACCCGCUCUUCUUCUCGCCCUGUUUUUGCUAAGCCAUCACAUUUCAUCACCCAUGCAAAGCGCGGCCACCGCCUACAGGUUUCUUGCGCCACCGAGAACCAAAACGACUCCUCCCGAAACGUCGAAACUUCCCAGGGGAAGGUCGACAGGAGGAACAUGCUUCUCGGUUUGGGCGGCCUCUACGGAGCAAGCAACCUGGUUUCUGCUCCCGGGGCCUCCGCCAAUCCCAUUAAACCGCCGGAGAUCGACAAGUGCGGUACUGCUACAAACCUGAACAACAAUACCCAGCUGGAUAUCAACUGCUGCCCCCCGCUUUCACAGAACAUCGUUGAUUACAGGCUUCCCCCGGUUUUCCAGAUGAAAAUCAGGCCGUCUGCUCAUAGAGUAUCCCCUGAAUACAUCUUCAAGUAUAACAUGGCUAUCGAUCGCAUGAAGCGCCUGCCUAAGGAAGAUCCACGUAGUUUCAUGCAGCAGGCUAAUAUUCACUGUGCUUAUUGCAAUGGUGCUUAUGACCAGCCCGGACAGGGCACUCUGGACCUACAGGUUCACAAUUCCUGGCUUUUCUUCCCUUUCCACAGAUGGUACCUCUAUUUCUACGAGAGGAUCUUGGGGAAAUUGAUUGGCGACCCCACUUUCGCCUUGCCUUUCUGGAACUGGGACAAUCCUAAGGGUAUGACUAUCCCGCCCAUCUUCGUGGAUCCUAAGUCCGCUCUGUAUGAUGAAAAGCGAAACCAGGCCAACAUGCCACCUGCGGUGGUGGAUCUUGGUAUGACCAGAAACCCUGACCCACUUCAGGUGGUGGCCAAUAACCUUACCAUUAUGUACAAUGAGAUGAUCCGUGGAAACUCAGAUGUCUACGACUUCAUGGGGCAGCCUUACCGCGAAGGGACACCAGUCAACCCUGGCCCCGGAGCCUCUGAACGUGGAUCUCACACCGCUGUCCAUGUGUGGGUUGGAGACCCGAGCCAGCCCAGCGGCGAGGACUUGGGGAACUUCUACUCGGCGGGUAGAGACCCGUUGUUCUACUGCCACCACGCUAAUGUGGACCGCAUGUGGUCAUUGUGGCAAUACUUCUUGCCCAGCAAAACAGUCCCGGACAAGAGGAUUACUGACCCUGAUUUCCUCAACGCUGCCUUCUUGUUCUACGAUGAGAAUGCUCAGCUCGUGCGCGUCACUGUCAAGGACUGUUUGGAUAACCUGAGAAUGGGAUACGAUUUCGAGAGAAUCGACCUCCCUAUAUUCCCACUCACAUUGGACAAAAUUGUGAGGGUCCUGGUUCCCAAGACCAAGAAGGGGAAAGCCGACGAGCUGCUGCUGCUGGAAAACAUUCAAGUCGACACGACGAAAUUCCUCAAGUUUGAUGUGUUCAUUAACGACGAAGACGACAACAUCACCGAGCUCGACAAAGCAGCCUACGUCGGAACCUAUGCGCAGGUGCCGCACAAAACGGCGAACAAAAGUGCAACGACCUCGAUCAGGUUGAAACUGACGGAUUUAUACGACGACAUGGACGUGGCUGAUGAUGAUACCAUUCUGGUGACAUUGGUGCCCAGGCAUCAGGGCCCUGGAGUCACCAUUGGUGGUAUCAAGAUCAUCGAGAAUCCGACACCUGCUCCCCCCAAGACAAGCUAAUCUCCAGGUUUAAGCAACAUUCGUCGAAUUGUCGUGAGUUGGUCCUGAUCUUGGUGUUUCGAAUGUUUGAUUUUGUGUCUGAUGCUUGAAAGAAGAUGAAUUAUCUCCAGGUGGGCCGGAUCAUCAUAUCAUGCUGUUUCCUUCCUUGUAAUAAUAAGGUUGUGAUCUGUGUUUCCUCUCGCUUAUUUUUCUUCCUGGAUUUGGAAUAAAAGUUGCCUGUUUUGUUUUUUUUUCUAAUAUAUGAGUAUUAAUUUAGUUCC